Messenger RNA from Elaeis guineensis (African oil palm), 3570 nucleotides. RefSeq lists its product as uncharacterized. Gene Ontology annotation, cellular component: protein phosphatase 4 complex; nucleoplasm. Gene Ontology annotation, biological process: protein dephosphorylation. NCBI's taxonomy places the organism in Eukaryota, Viridiplantae, Streptophyta, Magnoliopsida, Arecales, Arecaceae. The record is from RefSeq and is a predicted model, not a curated record. Gene Ontology annotation, molecular function: protein phosphatase activator activity.
GUCCGGACUGCGGAAACCAUAUUGAGAGCAAGAAAAAGAGGGAAAGGGGAAAGGGAGGGCCUCCCUGCGACGUUAAUGGCGGUCAGGGUUUUCCAUUUCUCCACCUAAACCCGGCCCUUUUCCUGCGCCUUCUGGUCCAAGAAUCCCCCCCUCCCCCCCCACAAAACGUCGUUUCUUUCCACGAAUUCGUCGGUUUCGCCCUCGAAUUGCUGUCCGAGAAGCCCCAUCGGCCGGAGUCCGGCGAUGGCCGCGCACGGGAAGGUCUCCAAUUCGCUGAAAUCCAUGCAGCGUGUCAAAGUUUAUCGCUUGAAUGAUGAUGGCAAAUGGGAUGAUCAGGGAACUGGGCAUGUUUCUGUGGAUUAUUUGGAGGAUCAGGUCUUGGUCAGGAAACCAACUCUAGCAGUAUGUAGCGUGAGGUCGGAAGAUCUUGGUUUGAUUGUGAUUGAUGAAGAGGAUAGUGAGUCAUUACUUGUGCAUCGCAUCUCCUCAGAUGACAUCUACAGAAGACAAGAAGACACAAUCAUCUCAUGGAGAGAUCCGGAACUAGCUACCGAAUUGGCGUUGAGCUUUCAAGAGGCUAUGGGAUGCUCCUAUACAUGGGACCAUAUAUGUGGCGUACAAAGAAACUUGCAUUUUAGUAGUCUGGGAAAUCUCGAGAUCGGCCCUCGUCCAGCAAUGGAAUCUCUAAAAGCUACUAGUGCUUUGCAAUCAAAUGAUGAAUCAUUUCGUGCUGUUAACAGUGAAUUAAGAGAGCUUCCGUCUGUCGAAUUAUCUACGCUCCCUUUAAUGUUAAAGACGGUGUUGGAAUGUGGCAUCACGGAUCAGAUGCGUGUAGCAGAAUUAAUAUUACAAGAUCAAGAAUUUUUCCCUAAGCUAAUGGAUCUUUUUAGAAUGUGUGAAGACUUGGAAAAUAUGGAUGGUCUCCAUAUGAUUUUCAGAUUGGUCAAAGGGAUCAUUCUAUUGAACAGCCCACAGAUCUUUGAUAGAAUUUUUGGGGAUGAACUAAUCUUGGACAUUAUUGGUUCUCUUGAAUUUGAUCCUGACAUCCCUCAUGUGGUGCAGCAUCGUGCUUUUCUCAAAGAGCAUGUGGUUUUUAAAGAGGCUAUUGCUAUUAAGGAUUCCUUAGUAUUGUCAAGGAUACACCAAACCUACAGAGUUGGUUAUGUGAAGGAUGUUAUUUUACCAAGGGUGUUGGAUGAGGCUACAAUAGCAAGUCUUAAUUCGAUCAUUCAUGCAAACAAUGCUGCUGUUAUAUCUUUAUUGAAAGAUGAUGCUUCUUUUAUUCAAGAGCUAUUUGCAAGGAUGAGGUCCACCUCAACUUCUGCAGAAUCAAAAAAGCAAUUGGUAUUAUUUUUGCACGAAUUCUGCUCUUUGAGCAAGAGUUUGCAGCUGGUACAGCAAUUGCGGCUAUUUCGGGAUCUUGCUGGUGAAGGCAUAUUCGACAUCAUAACUGACGUGUUGCAGAGUCAGGAUAAGAAGCUUGUAUCUGCUGGGGCAGAUAUUCUCAUUCUAUUCCUAAACCAAGAUCCUAAUAUUCUCAGAUCAUAUGUCACUCAACAAGAAGGAGAUUCCCUUCUCAGGUUUUUGGUUAAGGGUAUGAUAACAGACUUUGGGGAGGACAUGCAUUGUCAGUUCCUUGAGAUCAUUCGCAUAUUGAUGGACUCAUACAGCAUGUCCGGAUCACAGGUAUCAAGUCAUCAAACACAAAGUUGCUUAGGGAAGGAAAAUUCUAAGGACACAAUUAUAGAGAUUUUCUGUGAAAAGCAUCUGGACCAUUUGAUAGAUGUUAUAGCAUCAUCUUGUCCUCCAAAAGGCAGUUCUCGAACAAUGAUUAAAUCAUCUGGCUUUGGUUCAAGGGUUGAAAUGCCUGCUGCAACUAAGCCUGAAAUCUUAUCAAAUAUCUGUGAGCUGCUUUGCUUUUGUGUAAUUCAUCAUUCCUACAGGAUAAAGUGCAGCUUUCUUAUGACUAAUGCAAUAGAGAAGGUCUUGUUUCUGACACGCAGAAGAGAAAAGUAUCUGGUGGUGGCAGCUGUUCGCUUUAUGCGCACUAUAAUCUCCCGUAAUGAUGAGCAUCUUCUUCGCCAUGUUGUGAAAAACAAUCUUUUGAAACCAGUCAUUGAUGCUUUUAUUGAGAAUGGUAAUCGCUAUAACAUGCUGCAUUCAAGUGUUUUAGAACUUCUGGAGUACAUUCGUAAGGAGAAUCUGAAAAGUCUAAUCGUAUAUAUAGUUGAUUUUUUCUGGAACCAGCUACAGAAGUUUGAGCAUUUAGGGUCUAUUCAGGCUUUUAAACUAAAAUAUGAACAGUCCAUGGAGAAUUGUGACACAAAGAACACUGCUGCAAUGGCAGAACCCAGAAAAAGGAUCGAUGAACGGGCUCUUGAAAAAGAAGAAGAAGAAUACUUCAAUGAGGACAGUGAUGAAGAAGACUCUGCCUCCCAGUUACCAAACAUACGGAGACAAAAUACACGAACUAGUCUGCCUAAUGGGACCAAUGUCAGCUACUCAUCUAUUAGGCCUGUUUCUGGUGGACUUGUUGACUAUGAAGAUGACGAUGAUGAUGAUGACUAUAAUCCACCACCUAGGAAGCCUGCAUCUUCGACAGAAAGUGAUGAACCCUUUACUGAGACUAAACGCAAGUCACCUGCUACAGCCGAUAGAAAAGAGGAGGUUCAUGAGCUUACAAAGAAGCAAAAGCUGGAUCAACAUGUGAAUGGUGGUAAGAUUGACAGUGGUGUUGCUGCUUGUUCAACUGGCAGGGCCAGUGAAAGGGAACCCUCACCUCCUGCUGCUUCACACACUACAGAUGCAAAUGGUGAUUUGGAUGAACACCAUACUGAUAUUGAAACUACUGGUCCCGAAAGUCAUAAUGGUCUGCAGGACGCUAUGGAUACCAGACAGGCAGGUGGAGAUGAUUGUCCAUCAUUACCCAUCAGCAAUUCAUCGCCUGAGAGGGUUAUGAAUGGAAAGAAUGUUACUGAUUCAGAACCGUCUCCAGUGCGAUAAUGUCAUAGUUUCACUUAUUUAUUGAUCUUAGUUUAUUCUGUGGGUGAGAAAUGAAGAGAAGGUAAAACUCAAUGGAUUUCCUCUUGUUUUUGAGAGGAGGAUGAGAUAUGAUCAUGAAAAUGCUCAAACCAUGAUUGAGGGGGGGAAUAGCACGGGAGCCUGUCAACUUCAAGCGUGAUUCCAUCCUGGGUUGUAAUCGGGUAAUAUUAUUGACAGCAAGGAGCCCUCGAAUCAGAAAAUGGCAAACAACCUGCUCUUGGCUGUGCUGCACAAAUAUGACUUUUGCUGUUUCGCUUGUAAAACGCUUAUUAAGUCUAUACAUCUUUAUUUGUGGGCUAUGACAGGAGCACCAAUAUGUGCUUAUUUUUCUCCAAAAAUUUUGUGAGGAUGUUUAAGUUGAUGAUAUUAUAGUAGAACUGUAGGUUGGUUACAAUAGAUGUGAGUAUCUCAAUUCAAAAGGUAAUGUAAUUCAUUCUUCGAUUAAGACUAGAUAUAAUUUCUGCAGAGAUGUUUUCUCAUAACAUGGUUCUGACUUGAUAUCAAGUCAAUAAAUUGAACUUGAGCGUA